AUGAUUUUGUUUAAAGUUUUCAUUUUAUUGCUACCUUUCGUUGUUUACAGUGAAUCGAUUACAAGGAUUCAAUUACAUUCAUCUCUUCAUUUAAACUUAUCUUAUCCUGUAUUGAAUCAUCAAUGGAAUUUAUCAAUUAAACAAUUCAAAAAUAAAUGGUUCCAAAGACUGACAUCAUCAAAGGAUGGAAUAUAUACUGAAUAUUUAGAAAAUUACCAAAAUAUUGAAUAUUAUGGAGAAAUUUCUAUCGGGACUCCACCUCAAACAUUUUAUGUGAUAUUCGACACAGGAUCACCAUAUUUAUGGAUACCAUCUAAAAUGUGUGAUUCCAGUGAUUUAGCAUGUCAAGUACAUCAUAAGUAUGAUAGUUCGAAAUCUUCAACUUAUAAACCGAAUGGUGAAUUAUUUUAUGUCCAAUACGGCACUGGAAUAGCAUCAGGAUUUUUAAGUUCAGAUUGUGUUCAUAUCGGUUCAUUGAAUAUUGUCGAUCAAACAUUUGGCGAAGUAACUCAUCAACCUGGUCAAGUAUUUAUAAAUUUUCAUUUUGAUGGAAUUAUGGGUAUGGGAUUUCAACAAAGAUCACAAAAUUCUAAUCCAAAACCUAUAUUUUUGAAUCUGAUUGAACAGCGAUUAGUAGAUAAACCUGUAUUUGCAGUUUAUUUAAAUCUUAAUGAAGAUAAGACAACUAGUGGAGAAAUAAUGUUUGGUGGGAUUGAUGAUAGAUAUUAUACUGGUGAUUUAACUUAUUCAGACGUUGUAAGUGAAGAAUAUUGGAUGAUUAAAAUAGAUGGUAUAUCAAUCAACGAUAAAAUAUUUUGUCCAAGUGGAAGUACCGCACUAAUUGAUACGGGUACAGCUUUAAUAUCAGGUCCAACUGAAAAAAUUAAUAAUAUAAAUAAAUAUCUUGGAAGUAUACAAGUAUCUAAUAAUGAAUACAUUGUGGAUUGUAAUAAAAUUCACAAGUUACCAAUAAUCGAAAUAAAGAUUAAUGGCAAACCUAUUCAAUUGAAAGCAGAUGACUACAUUGUUGAGAAAGUUUCAAACGGUUCACGAAUUUGCAGGACUUGCUUCAUUGGUACUGACUUCCCAAGUGGCCCGUUAUGGAUAUUUGGGGAUGUAUUUUUAAGAAAAGUUUAUACAGUAUUUGAUGUUGGUCAACGGCGAAUAGGAAUUGCUGAUGUCGCAGAAGAGGUUAAAUCCUCGUGA
Schistosoma intercalatum is the source of this 1206-nucleotide messenger RNA. The record is from the annotation of a GenBank genome assembly. Lineage: Eukaryota; Metazoa; Platyhelminthes; Trematoda; Strigeidida; Schistosomatidae.